Pseudoliparis swirei is the source of this 2683-nucleotide messenger RNA. RefSeq names its product fatty acyl-CoA reductase 1. Lineage: Eukaryota; Metazoa; Chordata; Actinopteri; Perciformes; Liparidae. Gene Ontology annotation, cellular component: peroxisome. The transcript has 13 exons. Bases 167 to 1819 code for a protein of 550 amino acids. Gene Ontology annotation, biological process: long-chain fatty-acyl-CoA metabolic process. Gene Ontology annotation, molecular function: alcohol-forming very long-chain fatty acyl-CoA reductase (NADP+) activity. The record is from RefSeq and is a predicted model, not a curated record.
AGGCAGGCAGGCAGGCAGGCAUACUGAGAGACAGACAGGCAGUCGGCGGAGCCGUGGUACCUCAGCCAGCCAGAGCCCGGAGGCGGCCGGUGGGAGGAGGCACCGAGUCCGCAGCUGCCGCCCCGACCAGCUCCGUGACAGCCGAGAGGAGCGAGCCACGCGCAGCAUGUCUACGGAGCGGCAGUCUGAACGCCGCGACCUCGGCGCGUCGGGAGAGCAGACGGCGGCAGACGCGCAGACGGCAACGGCGGGCGGCGGCGGCAUGGUGUCCAUACCGGAGUACUACGCCGGCAAGAGCGUGCUCAUCACCGGGGCGACGGGCUUCAUGGGCAAAGUGCUGGUGGAGAAGCUGCUGAGGUCGUGCCCAGAGGUCAAGGCCCUGUACCUGCUGGUCAGACCCAAAGACGGCCAGUCCAUGCAGCAGAGGGUCAGCGACAUGAUAACCUGCAAGCUUUUCGACCGUGUGCGUGAGGACGACCCCGACUUCCACCGGAAGAUCUUCCCCGUCAGCAGCGAGCUGACGCAGCCCGGCCUCGCCAUCGGCCCGCAGGACGUGGAGAAGCUCUCGGCCUGCGUCAACGUCAUCUUCCACUGCGCCGCCACCAUCCGCUUCGACGAGCCGCUCAAACACGCCCUGCAGCUGAACGUGAUCGCCACGCAGCAGCUCCUCGGCCUGGCCAAGCGGAUGCCCCACCUGGAGGCCUUCGUCCACAUCUCCACCGCCUACGCCAACUGCAACCGCAAGCACAUCGACGAGGUCAUCUACCCGCCGCCCGUCGAGCCCAGGAAGCUCAUCGAGUCCAUCGAGUGGUUGGACGACAGCAUCGUGCGCGACAUCACGCCGCGGCUCAUCGGCGACCGGCCCAACACGUACACCUACACCAAGGCGCUGGCCGAGUACCUGGUGCAGCAGGAGCAGGAGCAGCUGGACAUCGCCAUCAUCAGGCCCUCCAUCGUGGGCGCCACCUGGCAGGAGCCGUUCCCUGGUUGGAUCGACAACUUCAACGGACCGAGUGGAGUCUUCAUCGCCGCGGGAAAGGGGAUCCUGCGGACCAUGAGAGCCAACAUCGACGCGGUGGCGGACCUCAUCCCCGUGGACGUGGUCAUCAACCUCAUGCUGGCUGCCGGCUGGUACACCGCCGAGCGCAGGUCAAACAGACCUAAGACGGCGGUGGUGUUCAACUGCACGUCCGGCGGCAUCAACCCGUUCCACUGGGGAGAGAUCGAGCACCAUGUGAUGUCGUCCUUCAAGAGGAACCCGCUGGAGCAGGCUUUCCGGAGGCCCAACGCCAACAUCACCUCCAACUACCUGAUCAACCAGUACUGGAUCCUGGUCAGCCACAAGUUCCCCGCCCUCAUCUACGACCUCGUCCUCCGUCUCUCUGGACAAAAGCCGCAGAUGAUGCGCAUCUUCAAUCGUCUGCACAAGGCCAUCGGCCUGCUGGAGUAUUUCAGCAGCCAGGACUGGGAGUGGAACUCUGAGAACAUGAGCAUGCUGCUGAGCCAGCUCACCCCCGAGGACAAGAAGACAUUUAACUUUGACGUGCGCCAGCUGAACUGGCCCGAGUACAUCGACAACUAUUGCAUCGGCACCAAGAAGUACGUCCUGAACGAAGACAUGUCCGACAUUCCUGCAGCCAGGCAGCACCUGAGGAAAUUGAGGAACAUCCGCUACACCUUCAACACCCUGUUGGUCGUCUUCAUCUGGAGGGUGUUCAUCGCUCGCUCCCAGAUGGCCAGAAACAUCUGGUACUUUGUGGUCAGCCUCUGUUUCAAGUUCCUCUCCUACUUCCGCGCAUCCAGCACCUUAACCAACUGAGUCUUCCUCCGAGACCUCGACCCGGAGACGGCGGUCCUCCUCGCCUGCAGGACGCAGCAUCUGAGACUCUCUUGACUGACGGACACUCCAAAGUCCUCCGUCGUGUGCGGAUUGGCUGGGCGCUCUCCACCGUGGAGGCUGCGGCUGCGUGAAGCACUCGGGAGGGAGAUCGGAGAUCUACUAGCCAUGAAUGAUUUGUUUGGUUCUUAAAUACGUCGUUGUUCGGGCACCAGAACCGCCCCCCUGUCCGAAAGAAAAAAUGUCUUCAUUCGUUUUUGUACCUUUUUUCUUCUCAACGUGGCCAAUUAUAUAUGCAACAAAAAAAAGCCUUUCGUUUGACUCGUUUGACGUCGUCAUUUCCAUCCACUUUUUUGUUUCCUACUUGAAAUUCGGGGAGGAUUUCUAUAAAAUCAUCUUGUUUUCUACCGUUGGGGAUAUCCAACUCCUCUCUUUAGUGAUUUCACUAACAUGCAUUAAGUGUAUCUACUGCCCUUUUAAGAUUACACCCCAAACGAGCCCGUGGCUUUCUGUCUCGAGGCCGAUCCUCAGAUGGAGACUCGUAUUAAAGCUAAAUUCUGACCCCUGUUAUCUGUCCUGCUGUCGAGGUGGUCACUUCUUUGAUAUCACAAACAACAAUGUCAGUGUGUGAACAUAAACCUUGUUUGUUUGAAUGCUCCUCCACUUUUUUGCCUGUUUGUACAGCAGUUUGUACUGGAACUAAGUUUACUCCUUUUAGAUAUUUAUACUUGGGUCAAAGGCAAGUGGGAUAUAUGUGGCAGACCUUUGCAGUGUAUUAUAUAUAAAUUGGAGAACAUCGGAGCUAUACUAAUGGAAGCUACUCUAAUAAAGUUUAUUUGUACAGCC